AUGUCCUCUAGCGAUCAAAAUCCAGCCGCCACGCCCGCGUCGGGCCCCGACGAGCCCUCGCCGCCGGGCAGGCCAACGGCGGUGUCCUCGCAGGUCCUGGACAUGGGCGCGCAGCUGGUGCAGGCGCUGAAGCCGGUGCGGCAGAUGAAGCAGCACGCGUGCAGCAUCGCGCUGUACGCCCACGACUUGCACCGGCAGAUGGAGGUCCACCACUUCGUCUCCCGGCUCAACCAGGACGUGCUCCAGUGCGCCGUCUACGACUCCGACAAGCCCUCGGCCCGCCUCAUUGGCGUGGAGUACAUCGUCUCGGACACCAUCUUCGAGGGCCUGCCGCCGGACGAGCAGAGGCUGUGGCACUCGCACGCGUACGAGGUGAAGGCCGGGCUGUGGACCGACGUGGCCGUGCCGGAGGCACUGCAGAGCUCGGAGAUGGCGAGCCUCGCCAAGACGUACGGCAAGUUCUGGUGCACCUGGCAGGUGGACCGCGGCGACGCGCUGCCCCUCGGCGCGCCGGCGCUCAUGGUGUCGCCGCAGGCCGCCGAGCCUGGCCGCGCGCGCGCCGAGCUGGUGCGCCGCCGUGACGAGAGGUACGGGGUCGACAGCUCGGCGGGGGGGCUCAAGGCGGCCAGGGUGGAGAUGGACGAGCCGGAGUGGAUCAACCCGAACGCCGACUACUGGCGGCUGCACCGCAAGGGGUUCGCGGUAGACGUCGUCCCGGCCGAGAUGAAGCGCCACGCGCCCUUCCCGUGA
Miscanthus lutarioriparius is the source of this 750-nucleotide messenger RNA. The record is from the annotation of a GenBank genome assembly. Lineage: Eukaryota; Viridiplantae; Streptophyta; Magnoliopsida; Poales; Poaceae.